Messenger RNA from Balaenoptera ricei (Rice's whale), 387 nucleotides. It is a transcript of the gene WFDC2, whose product is annotated as WAP four-disulfide core domain 2. Gene Ontology annotation, cellular component: extracellular region. NCBI's taxonomy places the organism in Eukaryota, Metazoa, Chordata, Mammalia, Artiodactyla, Balaenopteridae. Gene Ontology annotation, molecular function: peptidase inhibitor activity. Gene Ontology annotation, biological process: innate immune response; antibacterial humoral response. The record is from RefSeq and is a predicted model, not a curated record.
AUGCCUGCCUGCCGCUACCUCAGUCAACUCAUUGCCACCCUCCUCCCUGGCCUGCUAGCGGGACUGAGUCCCCCACUGCCCGUCCGCCUCCCAGGCACAGGGGCAGAGAAAUCAGGCGUGUGCCCCUCGCUGGAGGUGGACCUGAAUUGCACGCAGGAGUGCCUCUCGGAUGGGGAAUGCGCGGACAAUCUCAAGUGCUGCCGGGCCGGCUGCGCCACCGUCUGCCAGAUGCCCAAUGAAAAGCAGGUUUCUUGCUCCAAGCUGGACAUCGCCUGCCCCCAGCUCAGCCUCUGACUGAACCACUGCCAGGUAAACAGCACGUCUGGCCAGUUGAGAUGCUGCCACAAUGUUUGUGGGAAGGUGUCCUGUGUCACGCCUGUCUUCUGA